Dipodomys ordii (Ord's kangaroo rat) is the source of this 1889-nucleotide messenger RNA. RefSeq names its product HUS1 checkpoint clamp component (gene Hus1). Lineage: Eukaryota; Metazoa; Chordata; Mammalia; Rodentia; Heteromyidae. Gene Ontology annotation, biological process: meiotic DNA integrity checkpoint signaling; telomere maintenance; mitotic intra-S DNA damage checkpoint signaling. The coding region runs from base 8 to 787 and encodes 259 amino acids. The record is from RefSeq and is a predicted model, not a curated record. The transcript has 7 exons. Gene Ontology annotation, cellular component: checkpoint clamp complex; site of double-strand break; nucleolus.
CAGUAACAUGAUUGCCAAGCUUGCUAAAAUCUGCACCCUCCGCAUCCGCCCAGAUAAAUUGAACUUCAUCCUCUCAGACAAGCUGGCCAGUGGAGGGGUGAGCAUGUGGUGUGAGCUAGAGCAGGAGAACUUUUUUAGCGAAUUUCAAAUGGAAGGUGUCUCGGCAGACAACAAUGAGAUUUAUUUAGAACUAACGUCGGAAAACUUAUCUCGAGCCUUGAAGACUGUACAGAAUGCUAGAACCUUGAAAAUCAAGUUAACCAAUAAAUACUUUCCCUGCCUUACUGUCUCUGUAGAGCUGCAGUUGUCUGCAUCAAGCAGCAAUCGAAUCGUGACACAUGACAUCCCCAUAAACAUUAUUCCUAGAAAAUUGUGGAAGGACCUACAAGAACCUUUGGUUCCGGACUCUGAUGUUAGUAUUUAUUUGCCAGUUUUGAAGACUAUGAAGAAUAUUGUGGAAAAAAUGAAAAAUAUCAGCAAUCACCUUGUUAUUGAAGCAAACCUAAAUGGAGAAUUGAACUUGAAGAUAGAAACUGAAUUAGUAUGUGUUACCACUCAUUUUAAGGGUCUUGGAAACCCUCCAUUAGCCUCUCAGAGUUGUAGAGACAGAAGCCCCGGGGAGCUGACUGAGGUGCACAUAGAAAUCAAGAAGCUCCUACAGUUUCUUGCAGGACAGCAAGUGAACCCUACCAAGGCCGUAUGCAAUCUUGUGAAGAACAGGAUUGUUUACUUCGAUUUGCUUCAUGAAGAUGUCUCCCUGCAGUACUUCAUCCCAGCCUUGUCCUAGCACCAUAGCACCGGACUUGGAAAGGCAAAGCAGAGAUGGUGCCCUGACCAGUCUGAUGGUUGUCUGGUCUCACAGCGCCACAGAGCCUUGUACCCUGCUUCUUUCUCCUCCUAUAAUAGUUAAGUAAAAGUUAGGGAAACAAUUUGGGUAAACCUGUUACUUCGUAUCAUUUGUGUCUGGGUUUUGUUUUGGGUUUAAUCUGCUUUUAAGACACUGAGAAGAACUUUGGAAUUCUUUUUCUUUUGUUUUUGUUUUUCUUUUGUUUCUGUGACACUGAGUAUUAAUCAGGUCCUGUGCAUUCUACCACUGAGCUGCUUCCCCAGACAUCUGGACUUUAGAUAGCAAGUUCUUACUGAAAAUGUAAAAAUCCUCACUUGUGAAUUGGUAUUCCAGUCAGAGUUUGCAGGUCAGUACUUGUUACUUCCCCCAGGCUCAGCCUCCAGCUCAGUGCUUGGUGCCUAACAGCUCUCAGCUGUGAGCAUGCACGCCUCUCCUUGCUCCUACCUCUGAUAGCAGCCUUGAACACCAGAGCCCUGAGAGAUAAGGGCCGAAGAAUCUGGCAAAUCUGUUUGAUUUGCCAGACACAAGUGCCUAGAGAGCCCACCCAGCUGGGGGGGAGCUCGUCCUGCUGCUCCUCCCACAGUCUCCCUGCUUACAAGUCCAGGUUACAAGUCUUCAGAGCCAGGAUGGAGCCCAGGCCUUGUACCUGCUUGGCAAACCCUCUGCACCAGACUGCUUCCCCAGUCCCUUCAGGUAUCGUUCUGUGUAAUUCUUCCUUCCACUGUCGUUCUGGAUAGAGUUCAUAGUGCUGAGGUCAGCUUCAGUUCCAGCUGAAAGGCUCUUAUUCUCCUUGUCCCAUCAGGCUUCUAUGUAUUCUGUGCAGGUGACACCAUAAGCAGCAUGUCAGUGUUACACUAAAAGUCAAAACUAGGUUCCUUAGGAAAAAGUAGAUGGCAGGGCAACAAAAUGAACAUUUCUGACUUUUUCAUAGUAUUUGGGAAAAGCAAUGUCUUUCAUUUCUGAUGCUUAAUGAUGUUUAAGAAAGAUGUCGUAUUUUGUGAAACCAGCAUUUUAUUAUUAAAGAUAUUUUUUAUUUUUUAAA